AUGUCGCGUUGGAUUCCUCUCGAAAGCAACCCCGAAGUCCUCAACAAAUGGGCCACCAAAGCGGGCCUCCGUAACGCUAGCUUUGCAGACGUGUAUGGCUUGGAAGAAGGGCUUCUGGCUAUGGUCCCCCAGCCGGCCAAAGCCAUCGUUCUACUGUUCCCUAUCACCCCCGCAUCCGAAGCAAAGCGAAAGCAAGAAGAAGAAGAAAUCGAAAAGAAUGGCCAGCUGUCACUCGAUCCUACUCUGCUCUGGAUCAAGCAAACGAUUUCUAAUGCUUGUGGGACCAUGGGCUUGAUUCACGCCAUUGCUAACAGCGAUGUAACCAUCGCACCCAUGAGCCCACUGGCCAAGUUCAUCGAUGAAUGCUCGGACAAGACUCCGGACCAACGUGCCAAGCUGCUGGAAACAACGCCUUUAUUCGGUGACAUCCACGCGGAAGCUGCGUCUGGAGGCCAAAGCGCGGUCCCGACAGAUUUAGACACCAAUCUCCAUUUUACUUGCUUUGUGGAGGCUCCUGCUGGAAGAGGCCCUGAAUCCGAAGCAACUGGAAUGAGACUUGUCGAGCUCGAUGGUCGGCGCAAAGGACCAGUUGACAGAGGCGAAUGCACCGAUUUCCUCAAAGACGUGGCCAAGGUUGUCCAAGAGGUAUACAUCAAGGGUGGGCCAGAGAGUCUGCAGUUCAGCAUGAUGUCGUUGGGUCCUCCAGAUCAAUAG
Messenger RNA from Mycena indigotica, 714 nucleotides. RefSeq names its product Ubiquitin carboxyl-terminal hydrolase. The record is from RefSeq and is a predicted model, not a curated record. Gene Ontology annotation, molecular function: cysteine-type deubiquitinase activity. The transcript is spliced from 7 exons. NCBI's taxonomy places the organism in Eukaryota, Fungi, Basidiomycota, Agaricomycetes, Agaricales, Mycenaceae. Gene Ontology annotation, cellular component: cytoplasm. Gene Ontology annotation, biological process: ubiquitin-dependent protein catabolic process; protein deubiquitination. The coding region runs from base 1 to 714 and encodes 237 amino acids.